AUGCGUCCCAAGAUGACCUCUUUCUCUACCGCGUCUCCCAGGCCAGUCCCGGCCUCAUUAGCCUCGGCCUCGCCAAAGGUCCACGUUCUCGGACUCGGCAGCAUCGGCUGUUUCGCUGCGCAUUGCAUCACUGAGAUCAGUAACGGUCCUGCCGUCACGCUGCUUCUCCACCGGAAAUCCCUUCUGGACGCAUACCGCCAGAACGGCAAUCGCAUGCUCGUCCAGACGCCAGAAGGCAAGCAUAUCAGCUCGGACGGGUACGGUUUUGAGGUCCUCGAAAAUAGAGACAAAUGGUAUCAUACCUCCCCGGAAGAUGCGCCAGUCUCCAUCAAAGAGCCCCUUUCAGAACCCAUCGAAAACCUGGUCAUCUCCGUCAAAGCCACCCAGACCGUGGAGGCCCUGAGGCCACUUGUCCACCGACUCGGUCCCGCGUCGACGAUUCUCUUCCUGCAGAAUGGAUCGGGGAUGAUCGAGGAUGUUAAUGCGCAUUUGUUUACGAACCCAGAGACCCGGCCGCGGUAUCUUGUGGGUAUCAUUUCGCACGGCGUGACGCUCAACUCGUCGUUUGAUAUCACGCAUACCGGGUUCUCUGCGACGUCUAUCGGGCCGAUUCCUCGUGAUGGUGAGAACUUAUCAGAGGACUCAGAUCUUCAUCCAGAUGGCAGCAGCGACAACUACCUCCUCCAAACCCUCCCUCACGCCCCGCGCCUCACCCUUACAUCUUACACCUACACCUCCGUGCUGCAACUCCAGCUCGAGAAACUAGCCGUCAACUCUUUCUGCAACCCGUUGUGUGCACUCAACGACGCCCCAAACGGAUGGCUCUUCACAAUCCCCGACACGCGCAGGGCCUUAUUAACCGAGAUAUCGAACGUCGUGCUAGCGCUGCCGGAGCUCUCUGGCGUGCCGGGGGUCGCGGAACGGUUUUCCGUCGACAGGUUGGAGGAGACGGUGAAUGGGAUUCUGAUGAAGAAUUAUAAUAGCACGCCUUCGAUGAUUUGGGAUCUGCGGGCUGGGAGAGAGACGGAGGUGAGGUUUAUUAAUGGAUAG
Aspergillus affinis is the source of this 1050-nucleotide messenger RNA. Its product is annotated as ketopantoate reductase family protein. The transcript has a single exon. NCBI's taxonomy places the organism in Eukaryota, Fungi, Ascomycota, Eurotiomycetes, Eurotiales, Aspergillaceae. Bases 1 to 1050 code for a protein of 349 amino acids. Gene Ontology annotation, cellular component: mitochondrion; cytoplasm. Gene Ontology annotation, molecular function: 2-dehydropantoate 2-reductase activity; NADP binding. The record is from RefSeq and is a predicted model, not a curated record.